Molecule: messenger RNA, 1303 nt
Organism: Phytophthora nicotianae INRA-310
Lineage: Eukaryota; Oomycota; Peronosporomycetes; Peronosporales; Peronosporaceae
Exons: 1
Coding region: 116-1204 (362 amino acids)
Source: RefSeq, a predicted model, not a curated record
CGUGCAAUCUAGAAAAAGCUCCAAAAGUGGUCAACGUCAAUGGCAACUGGUCGAUGAAGGUGCGGACAUUGUGGAGGAUAAGAAGCAGCGCAAACGACGCCUUCACCGCGAGGAAAUGGUGCAAUUCCGACUGCGCAAGAAGCUUCAGGAGGCGGAACUUCGAACGCAGCACGCACAGCUGGAACAGGAGCUCAAGCACUCUUUAGCUCAGUAUAAACUCCAAUCAGCGCAAGGUUUAAACGCGUUUGAAGAGCAUGGAGAAGUCUCCACGUUACAGAUUCAACUCCGAGAAUUAGUUGUCCAAACUGAAACGCUAAGAGCGGAGAAUUCAAAACUUCGUGACGUUGUUGCCGGCCACAAUAAACUGCAACAAGAGAUCCACUCUGAAGCAAGCCGAUUAAUCAGAGACGAAGAAGACUACGCUCUAAAAGACGGAGGCUGGCGCGUAUGCUUUGCCGAAGGACAACCAUCAUUCCAUUUUCAUCCGUUCACGAAAGACGAGUGCGCAGCUAUCAUACAGCAAUAUGAUCGAGCUGUGACUAUGACUAGAUCCGACGAGUUCAUAACAGUGGGGAACUUACUAGGAUGGAAAGUGGAGAGAGUCCCGUUGACUCGGCAUAACACUGGCAAGUGGAUGGUGACGCGUACCCGGUUCUCGAAGCUGAUACACUGUGCAACAGGAGCGUCGAGUUCUACUAUGGAGAAGCUGGAAGCAGAGUCGUGGCCAGUCUUAACCACUCCAGAACUCUGUCCGCGUGUACAUAGGGACAAUUGUGUGUCGCUCAAGUUGCAGGAAGUGGACGAGGAUACGGUUGUGCUUGUGUCCAACACACCACAAUUCUCGCGUGGGAUUCACUUGCGCCAUUUGACGAUGAUGCACCGUAGAUACAGCACAGAUGAAGAAGAAAGACGUACGAUUACUUAUGUCAUGGUGAUUCCAGAUUCAGAGGCAAAUAAGAGAAGCCGAGAAUCGGAACAAUCUCGAGGAGAGGUUCUCUGGGUCUGCGAAGGUGCGGCCUAUAUGACGCUUUCGCAGAUUGACGACUCCACUUUACGAGUCACGUACGAUAAUUGCACCGGAUGCAAAAACGAGCUGCAUGCACAGCGCCUGCUGGUGGAAUGGGGUCAUGAAGCAAUACGCUGGGAACAGCUUGUCACCCCGUCGAGAUUGCUCUCAAUGUUAAAAGAUCAAAUAAGUCAUUGAUACUGAAUGUAUUUUUUUAACGUAAUACACACCAAAAAGGAUAAUACCAGUAUACAUAUGUAUACAUACGUAUAGCCAAAAAUGGCCGUAACAUCGGAG